AGCACUCGCGCCAGCUCCAGCCACAGCUCAGCCACAGCUCGCUGAGGAGUCAGACUCCUGUCCCUGCCCACCACCAUGGACGUCUUCAAGAAGGGCUUCUCCAUCGCCAAGGAGGGCGUGGUGGGCGCCGUGGAGAAGACCAAGCAGGGGGUGACGGAAGCAGCUGAGAAGACCAGGGAGGGUGUCAUGUAUGUGGGAGCCAAGACCAAGGAAGGUGUUGUGCAGAGUGUCACCUCAGUGGCUGAGAAGACCAAGGAGCAGGCCAAUGCUGUGAGCGAGGCCGUGGUCGCCAGCGUCAACACUGUGGCCACCAAGACCGUGGAGGAGGCGGAGAACAUCGCAGUCACCUCUGGAGUGGUGCGCAAGGAGGACCUGGAGCCAACUGCCCCCCCACAGGAGGACAAGGCAGCCAAAGUGGAAGAGGAAGUGGCUAAGGAGGCCAGGAGUGGGGGAAACUAGAGGGCUGUAAUCGGCUGUGGAGCCAGGAGAAACGCCCCUGGCUUGGACGCAUCCCUUCCAGCAUGAGGAGUGCCCGGCCCUGGACUGUGACCUGCGAGGCUGCCUGUGGUCCCCACACCUACACGCCGCUGCCCACGGGCCUGUCCUCCCGUGCUGCUGC
Messenger RNA from Ceratotherium simum simum (southern white rhinoceros), 619 nucleotides. RefSeq names its product synuclein gamma (gene SNCG). Gene Ontology annotation, molecular function: cuprous ion binding. The record is from RefSeq and is a predicted model, not a curated record. NCBI's taxonomy places the organism in Eukaryota, Metazoa, Chordata, Mammalia, Perissodactyla, Rhinocerotidae. Gene Ontology annotation, biological process: chemical synaptic transmission; synaptic vesicle endocytosis; synapse organization. Gene Ontology annotation, cellular component: neuronal cell body; axon terminus; cytoplasm.